UUUUCGUGCUUCAACGCAAUGAAAUGUCAAAGUGAUUGGUGAGCUCUUACAUAAAUACGCGAGCCAGCAAUAUUUAUUUUCCGUCACAUAAAAAUUAGGCAGAAAAAAGAUGUUUGCAACAAUAUUACGCCGAAUUCCACAAGUAGCCGCAACUCAACGAAUCGCUGUCGCUGGCUACUGCAAACCAAUCUACAAGGUGCCAUCAGAUGAUAUCAACAAUGCGACCAAAUUCAAAGAAGCACCCAUUGUGGACAACACCAACAUUUUGAGCGAUGCUCGAACAUUGCAAGAACGAGAAAAUCAAUCCAAAUUUGUGACAAUUCCCGAAGAGAAAGAUUUGACACCAAUCUCGGGUGUUCCAGAGGAGCAUAUCACCACACGUCGUGUUCGAAUCAGCCUUCCAUCGAAAAAUUCCAUGCAAAGCGGAACCAAUAACUUGGACUACUGGAAAAUUGAGUUCGAUUCACGUGAACGAUGGGAAAAUCCAUUGAUGGGAUGGACUUCGACUGGUGAUCCUCUCUCAAAUUUGCAAGUGGAAUUCAACACCAAGGAAGAAGCGAUCGCCCAUUGUGAAAAGAAUGGCUGGAGAUGGUAUGUGGAUGGUGAAGAAAAGAAACCAGUUAAACGUACUAAGAACUAUGGCAUCAAUUUUGCAUGGAACAGACGUACUCGUGUCUCAACCAAAUAAAUUCGUUAUCCUCUUGUAAUCUUGUAAAUGUACUUGCAAAAUGAAAAAUCCGGAAUAAAACACAUAAACUCUAGAAUAAUGCAAAUAAA
Messenger RNA from Sitodiplosis mosellana (orange wheat blossom midge), 777 nucleotides. It is a transcript of the gene ND-18, whose product is annotated as NADH dehydrogenase [ubiquinone] iron-sulfur protein 4, mitochondrial. The transcript has 4 exons. Gene Ontology annotation, biological process: electron transport chain. Lineage: Eukaryota; Metazoa; Arthropoda; Insecta; Diptera; Cecidomyiidae. The coding region runs from base 110 to 688 and encodes 192 amino acids. The record is from RefSeq and is a predicted model, not a curated record.